CCCAGCUGCUGGCUCGGGCUGCAGUUCUCUGAUGGCUUGCACACGGUGGACCAGCCCUGUUCUCCUAUGUGUUUCUCUGCUGCUGACCUGUGGAUUUGCUGAGGCAGGGAAGCUGCUAGUAGUACCCAUGGAUGGGAGCCACUGGUUCACUAUGCAGUCGGUGGUGGAGAAACUUAUCCUCAGGGGGCAUGAGGUGGUGGUAGAUGCCAGAGGUGAGUUGGCAACUGGGAAGAUCACUGAAUUGCACAGUGAAGACUUAUUCAACCUCAUACACCUGGAGGAUCUGGACCGGGAGUUCAUGACUUUCGCCCAUGCUCAAUGGAAAGCACAAUUACGAAGUUUCUUUUCUCUAUUUCUGAGUUCAUCCAAUGGUUUUUUUGAUUUAUUUUUUUCGCAUUGCAGGAGUUUGUUUAAUGACCAAAAAUUAGUAGAAUACUUAAAGGAGAGUUCUUUUGAUGCGGUGUUUCUGGAUCCUUUUGAUGCCUGUGGCUUAAUUGUUGCCAAAUAUUUCUCCCUCCCCUCUGUGGUCUUUGCCAGGGGAAUAGCUUGCCACUAUCUUGAAGAAGGUGCACAGUGCCCUGCUCCUCUUUCCUAUGUCCCCAGAAUUCUCUUAGGGUUCUCAGAUGCCAUGACUUUCAAGGAGAGAGUAUGGAACCAUGUCAUGCACUUGGAGGAACAUUUAUUUUGCAAGUAUUUUUUCAAAAGUGCCCUAGAAAUAGCCUCUGAAAUUCUCCAAACACCUGUCACGGAAUAUGAUCUCUACAGCCACACAUCAAUUUGGUUGUUGCGAACGGACUUUGUUUUGGACUAUCCCAAACCCGUGAUGCCCAACAUGGUCUUCAUUGGUGGUAUCAACUGCCAUCAGGGAAAGCCAUUGCCUAAGGUAAGUCAUACUCUUAGCAGUUUUGCAUACAUUCUUUUCAUUAAAAAAGCGUUUUAGUUGUGUAUAUAUAAUUUAAAAAUUAUAGGUCCUAUUCAGCCUACAUUUUUGAGUACCAUGUUUAGAAAAGCACCAAAAACAACAGUAAGAAAUAUAACUUCCCUUUAUUGCUAAUUUUUGUGACCCCUAGAGGAAAUGCUCUUAGCAG
Messenger RNA from Chlorocebus sabaeus (green monkey), 1088 nucleotides. Its product is annotated as UDP-glucuronosyltransferase 1A8-like. Gene Ontology annotation, molecular function: UDP-glycosyltransferase activity. The record is from RefSeq and is a predicted model, not a curated record. Lineage: Eukaryota; Metazoa; Chordata; Mammalia; Primates; Cercopithecidae.